CUUACUUGGAUAUAAUAUGGUAAAAAGUGCAUUUAUCUUUUCAGAUUUCUUUAGGGUUUUUAAGGGUUUCAAGGUUUAGGGCGAGAAGAGCAGCGAGGAAGAGGGCCGCCUCGCACUUUCAGCAAAAAUGGUGAAGGAGCGCGAAGGAGAGCGUAUCAGGCUGUAUGUACGAGGAGUAAUUCUCGGUUACAAAAGGUCCAAAUCAAAUCAAUAUCCAAACACAUCUCUCAUUCAAAUAGAGGGAGUAAACACACGCGAGGAGGUGGAAUGGUAUCAAGGCAAAAGAAUGGCCUAUGUGUACAAGGCCAAAACAAAGAAAAAUGGAACCUUUUUCAGGUCCAUUUGGGGGAAAGUAACGAGACCGCAUGGUAACAGUGGUAUUGUGAGGGCAAAGUUCAAGAGAAAUUUACCUCCAAAGUCAAUGGGAGGACGAGUUAGGGUUUUCAUGUACCCUAGUAGCAUAUAAGUGUACCGUCACUGUUCAUUUACAUCUUCUGUAUCUGUUUUAGAGUUGAAGACCAAAAUUGUUGUAGAAGAUUCCAUGUUAGAUGAAACUUAGAAAAUUUUAUCGCGUCUGCUUCUUUAUAUGGGAGAAGACAGCAGAACUUACCAAAAUUUAAAGUUGAUUGAGAUCCAAUUUUAUUGAUUGUGGACAAGACAAUUCCAGUGUUGACUAGAUGUUUCAUUUUAUUGCACAAUUGAAAUGAAUUAUUAUUUAAAAAGUGGAGAUAGUUUAAGUUUUGUUA
Messenger RNA from Cryptomeria japonica (Japanese cedar), 746 nucleotides. Its product is annotated as large ribosomal subunit protein eL33y. NCBI's taxonomy places the organism in Eukaryota, Viridiplantae, Streptophyta, Pinopsida, Cupressales, Cupressaceae. Gene Ontology annotation, cellular component: cytosolic large ribosomal subunit; ribosome. Gene Ontology annotation, molecular function: structural constituent of ribosome. Gene Ontology annotation, biological process: ribosomal large subunit biogenesis; cytoplasmic translation. The transcript is spliced from 5 exons. The coding region runs from base 128 to 466 and encodes 112 amino acids. The record is from RefSeq and is a predicted model, not a curated record.